Molecule: messenger RNA, 1533 nt
Organism: Carassius auratus (goldfish)
Lineage: Eukaryota; Metazoa; Chordata; Actinopteri; Cypriniformes; Cyprinidae
Product: ribonucleoside-diphosphate reductase subunit M2
Exons: 10
Coding region: 129-1289 (386 amino acids)
Biological process (GO): deoxyribonucleotide biosynthetic process
Cellular component (GO): cytosol
Molecular function (GO): ribonucleoside-diphosphate reductase activity, thioredoxin disulfide as acceptor
Source: RefSeq, a predicted model, not a curated record
UCUUUCCUUCAGCUGGACUGUGGAUCUUCAAUCUUCUACUUUUAAUCUUAUUUAUUUGUAACUUACUUUGUUUUAGUUUUUUUAUAUUAUCCUUAUUUUCUGUUUUAUCUAACACCCUAAGCUUUGCAAUGUCGUCAACUCGCUCUCCACUGAAAGCCAAGAAUGAAAACUUGGUUUCUGCAAAAUUGACUAACAUGUCCUUGGUGGACAAAGAAAACACGCCACCCAGUCUGAGCUCCACCAGAAUCCUGGCCUCCAAAACGGCGCGCAAAAUCUUUGUCGAUUCAGAGGAUCAGACAAAAGCUAGCAAAGGAGCUGUGGAGGAGGAGCCCCUUCUGAAGGACAACCCCCAUCGCUUUGUCAUUUUUCCAAUUCAGUACCAUGACAUCUGGCAGAUGUACAAGAAGGCAGAGGCCUCCUUCUGGACUGCAGAGGAGGUUGACCUGUCCAAAGAUCUUCAGCACUGGGAUUCCUUGAAAGACGAGGAGAGAUAUUUCAUCUCUCAUGUCUUGGCUUUCUUUGCUGCAAGUGAUGGCAUUGUCAAUGAGAACUUGGUGGAGCGAUUUACUCAGGAGGUCCAAGUGACUGAAGCCCGUUGCUUCUACGGUUUCCAGAUUGCCAUGGAAAACAUACACUCUGAAAUGUACAGUCUGUUGAUUGACACCUACAUCAAAGAUCCCAAAGAGAGAGAUUUUCUUUUCAAUGCCAUUGAGACAAUGCCUUGUGUUAAGAAGAAGGCUGACUGGGCGCUCAACUGGAUUGGUGACAAAAAUGCACAAUAUGGGGAGAGAGUGGUGGCUUUUGCUGCUGUGGAAGGAAUCUUCUUUUCUGGGUCUUUUGCUUCUAUUUUCUGGCUAAAGAAGAGAGGACUCAUGCCUGGACUCACCUUCUCCAAUGAACUUAUCAGCAGAGAUGAGGGUCUUCAUUGUGACUUUGCCUGCCUCAUGUUCAAGCACUUGGUCAACAAACCUUCAGAAGAAACUGUAAAGAAAAUCAUUGUGAAUGCAGUUGCAAUUGAACAGGAAUUCCUGACUGAUGCUCUGCCAGUAAAGCUUAUUGGUAUGAAUUGUGACCUGAUGAAGCAAUACAUUGAAUUUGUGGCUGACAGACUUCUGCUUGAGCUGGGAUUUGACAAGGUUUAUAAAGUGGAAAAUCCUUUUGACUUCAUGGAGAACAUUUCCUUGGAGGGCAAGACCAACUUCUUUGAGAAGAGAGUUGGCGAGUACCAGCGGAUGGGAGUCAUGUCUGGAUCCACAGAUAACACUUUCAGACUGGAUGCUGAUUUUUAGGGACCCAAUCAGCGUGCCUUAAUGGACACUUAAACUCUUUGGACUCAGGAGUUUUAACCUCACUAAUUUCUAGAUUGUUUACAUGAGUUUUUUUUAUUUUUUUAAUAUAAAUACUUUUGCUCCUUUUUAAAGAGCCGAUACUGAAGUGCUUUAUUUUUGUUUUAAAUGAUGAUAAUAAAAAGAACCAAUCUACUUGCUGCUCUUCUUUUGCUUUUGGGCAUGGUGAAGACCAGGAAUAGUUAUA